AUGGGUAAAAAAAAGAAUAAUUCUUCCAAUGCUGCUCACGUAUUAGAAUCGUCGGUAGCUCCUAUUUUGGAACUCAACUUCACUGACCCGUUAUUCACUACUGCGGCUCAUCCCACAAAGCCAUUGCUCAUCUCGGGUUUUGCCACAGGUCAUCUCUAUUGCAAUUCAUAUAAUGGCGAAAAGCUAGAGGAACUUGAACAAGUGAAUAGAGAAAAAGCCAUUGAACGCCAGCAAAAGGCUUACGAGGCUGGAACAAUCACACACGUGAACAAAUCGGUAUCGCAACUGAAGAGUAAAUGGUGGACGACAUUCAAUGAUAUCAAGGAUGUGCCCAGCAAAGGCGAAGACCUGGUCAAUGUCCAGACAAAUUGGAAAACAAAAAGGCACAAGGGAUCAUGUCGACAUGCAAUUUUUGACCCUAGGACCGAUUGCCUUGGAGACUACUUGUAUACUUGUGGUACCGACAAUAUCAUCAAGAAGGCUGCCACAGAGACAGGUAAAGUCGUGGGGAAAGUAGAUGUGGUUGCUGAUUAUUCAAGCGCAAAGGACAAACUAACCAAAUUGUGUCAUUCAACUACACAUCCGUUCCUCUUGUCUGGAACCGAGGACGGCCAUGUUUUGGUCUAUGAUUCGUCAAACUUGGGCGGAACAAACAAAAUCAAAUUCAAAGUCGAACUGGCACACGAUGACUCUAUCAACCAUAUUCUUAGCAUGCCUGCAGUAUCACCAUAUCACUACCUCACUUUGGGCUCAACAACCUUAUCACACAUUGAUAUACGAAAGGGAAUUAUUACCCAAUCUGAUGACCAAGAAGACGAAUUAUUAGCAAUGUCAUACACUACGGAUGAAUUGAGCGAAAACAAGAACGAUACGGUAUUGGUGAGUCACGGCGAAGGUAUAAUCACCAUUUGGAAGAAUUCUAAAAACAAAUUAGCCGAUCAAUUGACAAGGAUUAAAGUGAACAAGACCGCAUCCAUUGACGCGAUCGUACCAACCAUGAACAAUGACGAUGAGAAUGGAAUGGCAAGUUCAGUAUGGUGCGGUGACAGCGAGGGGCUUUUACAUCGUGUAAAUUACAAGAGAGGUAGAGUGGUAGAGACGAGGUUACAUUCUGUAGCACGUGGUAAAUCAGGCGCAGUUGAUGAGGUUGGCGUAUUGGACAUUGAUUAUGAUUAUAGGUUGAUCUCUGCUGGUAUGGAUAGUUUGAAGAUUUGGUCAAACAGGUAUUCAGAUGACCAAGAAGAGGAGGAGGAGGAGGAAGAGGAGGAAGAAGAAGAAGAAGAUAGUGUCAGUGGAACUGAUAGUGGUAGCGAUGAGGAAAGUUUUUCAGAUAUAUCUUCUGUGGAUUUUGAUUCUGAGAAUAAUGACGAUGGUGAAGAAUUACUGGACAAAGAGCAAUGGGAAGAUGUAGAGGAUGAAGAUAUUCCAGUUGGAACAGAUGGAAGUACAAGAAAUGAGGAAAAUAAAGAUAAUACGAAAUCAGAAUAUAUUCUACCAUUCAAACGAAAGAGAAGAGAUUUCUCCGAGGUCAUUACCAAACCAAAAAAGAAACUGAUAGAUAUCAAUAAGUUGACUAAACCAUCAAAGAAAGAAGAUGAUGGAGAUGACAAUAACAAGAGUUUGCAGGAACAAGAAAAGGCAGAAGAGGUGCCCCAAUUUAAGAAACAAAAAGUAAAGGAGAAGAAAGUUACUGCAAAGCAAUUGAGGAAUAUGCAAAAACAUGAGCAUGGAAUCAGGAAGUUUGAGGGAUUAUAA
Lodderomyces elongisporus is the source of this 1755-nucleotide messenger RNA. RefSeq names its product Jip5p (gene JIP5). The record is from RefSeq and is a predicted model, not a curated record. The transcript has a single exon. Gene Ontology annotation, cellular component: nucleolus. Gene Ontology annotation, molecular function: protein binding. The coding region runs from base 1 to 1755 and encodes 584 amino acids. Gene Ontology annotation, biological process: rRNA processing; positive regulation of transcription by RNA polymerase I. NCBI's taxonomy places the organism in Eukaryota, Fungi, Ascomycota, Pichiomycetes, Serinales, Debaryomycetaceae.